AUGAAGGUAGCACCCUCUUCAAGCGCAGUCUCGUCGCUCAAAGCGCUACAGGCCAAAGUGUUCGGCUCCACAUACAACCCCACCCAUGCACGCACAGGAGCCAAAGUGUUACGUCAAAGGUUACAAGGCCCAUCCAUGCUGGCCUACUACCCGCCCACCGUCAACUUCCGGUCGCUCGAAAAGAUUGCUCCUGGUCUGGGCAGGCUGCAGGAUAUCCGCGAGAUUCAAAGAGAGAAGGAUGUCGAGAGGAAGAAGAUGCUUGGCAAAGGUCCUCCUAAGAAGGGCCAAGGCCGACGUGCGGCUAUGAAGGGCAAGAAGAAGUAA
Messenger RNA from Sporisorium graminicola, 324 nucleotides. RefSeq lists its product as uncharacterized. Gene Ontology annotation, cellular component: mitochondrion. The record is from RefSeq and is a predicted model, not a curated record. NCBI's taxonomy places the organism in Eukaryota, Fungi, Basidiomycota, Ustilaginomycetes, Ustilaginales, Ustilaginaceae. Bases 1 to 324 code for a protein of 107 amino acids. The transcript has 2 exons.